AGUGACAAGUAUAGAUACGUUUGAUAUAUUUUGGCAAAAUUUCUAAUCUCUUAUUAAAAUUUAAGGCCUAACCGGGGUUCAAGACAAGCUACAUUAUUAUUAACUAUAAUUUAUUGUUGCUAUUGGUAUUUCUUUAAAAUAAAGAUACCUCAAAAGAUUGUUUCGCGUAAUAUAAAAUUUUGUUUUUAACUGUUUGGACCUUGAAUCCCGUUUUCUUUUUAAUGUAUCCGGUGUGAAGCUUGUUGUCAGGGACGCUGUUCUUUGCCAUCAAUAUCUUCAGUAAAGAUGGCAAAAGAAUCAAUGGACCCAUCAAGCUUUGAUAGGCUUAUCACUAAAAUUCGACAGGUAAAUUAAAAAUGAUUCGUAACGUAUAUUGAGUUUUUUUCGAUUAGAAAAUAAAUCUGUAAUUUUAUGUAAUUUUGUUAAAAUUACUGUACUGAUAACUGAUAAUAAUAAGUAUUUGGAAGGGGCCAUCAUGUUAUAAAUACAUUUACAUGACGUCACGCAAAUUUUUCCGAUUUUUGACACCCACACCUCCCCCUCAAAUAUAACGUCAAAAAUCUCUGCACCCCCCCCCCUUUUUUUUCUAAAAAUUCCCUGUGUCCACUUCUGUCCUUUACAAACCCUUUAGUUUUAGCCCUUUAGUUUUAGAAAUUCACCUCCCAUGUUUUGUAUAUCAAUAUCAAAUUUAUGCACCUUUGUCAGAAACAUUUCACUAUAAGGUUCUUAACCAGAGCUAAAAGUACCUCUCCAGCCCUGAGAUGCGGAACACCAAAAAAUUGUAUUUGCUGCCAUAGUUAGCUAGUUGUUGCUAUUUUAAACAAAAAAAAAUCAGUUUUUAUGCAUUUUGAUUAGCACAGUAAAUGUUUUUUCUGGUGAAUUUUGUUUGCGCAUUACAUGUAUUUUGGUAAUUUUUUUCCUUGUUUAUAAAAAGUUACUUAAAGAAAUAAAACAAUGAUAACUAAAUCAUUUAAUCAUUUUCAUAUUUUAAAUUUUAUUAAAAUAUAAUUUAUACGGUUUGGGGGGUUGUUUAAAACAGAGUGGGCCUGCAGUGCUGCAAAAAGGUUAGAAAUCCCUGCCCUAAAGCAUUUACCAAGAUCACCACCCCCCCCCCCCCCCCCAUUUUCAAUCCCACUUCAUGUGGGAGUCCUAAUUCUAUGAGCCCCGUCUCCACAUUUUGACAUAAAUUCUCACGACUCUUAAUAUCGCUACACCCAUUUUCUCCUCCUUCAUGUUGGUCUUUAACUUGAUUAUAUGCCAUUUCUUGGACCUCACAUACCUGAACUGAUUCCCUCAGGGAUCAGAGUUUAAAAAUAAAAUUAUUGAUUAAGGCCCUCUCCCCUUCAUCACAAAAAUUAGACCCUCCAUAGAUGCGUGACAUCAUUUAUGGCUGGCCCCUAAGCAGCAAUGUCAAUGAGUCAUUGUCAUUGAAUGUCACGAACUCAAAAAGUGUUAAAAAAUUAUCUCUAAAAGGAGAAGUUAUUAAAAGGUAAAUUGCAUCAACUCUGCAUUGCUCAGGUGGUUAUUGAUAAUGAUGAUUAUAUUAUAUUCUGGCCAAAUUGUAGACUAUAGAUUAUAGCCACUAUAGGCUAAUUGAAAAGGCAUAUUAAUAUUUCAGGAGACAGAUUCUCACGAAAGGAAGCUGAAUAUCUUGUACACAUCUAGGGGAUAUUUCAAUGCCGAACAGGUAAGUUAUAGUUGUGACCGUGACAACAGACUGGCAGAUAAAUUAAUAUGGAAUUUAGGUCUCAAUACUAUAAUAAUAAAAAUAAAAUGUUUUGAAUAAGGAAAAUCCACUUGUUUAAAUUUUGUAAAUAUCUUGUUGAUGCAAACAAGAAUUUUUAUGUCAAGGUUAAUCAUAACUUGACAGGUACAAGAUUUUCUUUCUGUUGUUUCAUAAAUCGUUUAUUUUGUGGAAAUAAUUUUAGCCUCCGUGCCAAAUCGCAACACUAAAAUUUGUCAAAAUUAACAAUUACCGAAACAAUGCAUUAGUUGAUAAUCAUUAUAAAUAGAAUGGAAGUUAACAAUUUUUAAAUAUCGUAUACAUUUGAAUUGAAUUAUAAAUUUGACGAAGUUGGUAUUGUAGUUUUUUUACCACCUCUUAACAGGCAGGAAGAAUCCUUUAUGAAUUGCCAAGACCAGCUGACAAAGUUGCAGCUCUGAGGAUGCUUGAAUCUGUAAGUAUUAUACAUUUUAUAAGACAGUUAUGUUUUAAAUAUGCUAUAAAAAGCAUGAUUUUUAAAGUUGAAGCACUAUCUUGUAUAAGUUAUGUUUUACAUAACUGACUCCAUUACAUUUUAUUACAUUUUAAAUUUGGUAUCCUAAAAAUUUGUUAAGGGAUGUAAGUAACAUAAUUUAUAAUUAGUUUACAGAUAAAUGAGUAUGUUUUUCUUAUGAAACUUAAUGAUGGGGACAUCUUAGCAUUGCAUCAUAUUUUUUAUAUAUUUCAGCGAUUGUGUCGAAUGACUUGUAGAGAAGCUCGUAAAAUUGUAGAAGCUGUAAGCAUUCACAAUGAUAGACUGAUUGCUCUUGAUUGUAUAAAACGGUAGGCCCUAUUCUGCUCCAUGGAUUUUUAAUAAUUCUAGCUUUUAAUGAAUAAAAAUUCAAUUUUUAGAAUAGAAAAAGAACUUUUUAAAAAAAUAAAUAAAUACAAAGGAAGUGUACAGGAUGAUUCUAUAUAGAUUUGGCCUAUAUAUUAAUCCAUAGUAUUUUAGAAUAUACACUGCAGCUCAUUUGCUACUUAAUAUGAAUUUAUUAUGUAUGGUUAAUCAGAAUGCACUUGCUGUCUUUAUUUAAUGCCUGUAUUUUUUGAGUACAUGCUACAUAAAAUGAAAAUAACAUUAAAAAAUUAUUUUUGACAGUGUUCUAAUGGACAGCCAAAGCACUCUUGGUGAGGAAUAUUCUCUGAGUAGCAUGAUUUAUGAGAAUGACAAAUGUAGGGCCAGAGCAAUACAACAAACGGUUAGUUAAAAUUUAAAAAAUGUUAUUAUUGUACUUUGUACUGAUGAUGUUAGAUUAUAAAUGUCUGUUAUGCAGACCAUAAAAUUCAUUUUUGGUAAUAGGGCUGAGAGAUGAUAUUAUUUUAUUUUACUUAAGAAAUAGAUAAAAACAAUUAUUCCAGAAGUAAUUGCUGAAAUAAAUGAUUUACAGAAGAAAGUGCAACACAUUUUGAGUCUUAUUAAAUUUCCAUGACCUUUAGCGAGUUCUUUUUUUUUUUUUUAAUGAAUGAGAAAUUGAUUAUAAAUAUUGUUAUUAUUGAAUUUUAUAGUUAUAAUUAGUGACUAGCAUAUUCAUGAACUAAAAACUGCUAAUUCGUCAGAGAUUCUGUUUUUUUCUUCAAGAUUUAAUCUGCCAGUGAGCAUUAUCGUAAUUCAUUCCAUCUUAAGGUUAGGUCAGAUGUUGCAGAUCAGGUAGCAGCAGGCGGUCACCAAGGCUAUGCACCAUUUGGUACACUUUACACUCAGUCAAGACCUUUGCUUUUCAACUUGUAUGGUGACAUUGCUAAACAGGCAGAGAGCGCACCGGUACUGCAUUUUUUACUUCUAAAGAAUGAAAGGAAAUUAAAAGAGAAAAAAAAUGGUUUCACUGUACCCACAUUUAAAAAGUUUCUUGUUCACAAAAAAAAUGAAAUAUCACCUUGAGCAUUCUCUAAGAGUACAUAUUUAAUUUUGUGUGUGUGGUCAUAGUGAUUCAAAGCCAAGACCCAAGCAAGGAAAUGCGUUUUUUAAGUUUAAUAAAAAAAAUAAACAAAACAUUGUUUACAAAGUAACAUUAUCCACAACUUAACAUUGGAUGUUUCUACUUCUUAAAGACUUUAACUGUCACGAUUCAAUGGUUCCCAUUUUUUCAUUAUUAUGAUGUAAGGAAUUCUGAUAAAAAUAAUAUACUGUUACUGACAUAGAAAAUUACAUGGCAUUAUUUGAUAAAUUAUUUUUCUCCUGUAUAUUGCUGAUAAGACAGAUGUUACUUUAUCUCACAGGGUCAUGGAAAGAUCAAGUUACUUCCCACAGCAGAUCCGGGGUUGGUUCCAUCCCUGUACACUGGCCAUCCAUCUUAUGCAUAUCCUCCUGACAUUGCCUAUGCUGAUACCAGAGGAUACCCAGGCACUUCUGGGUUUCCCGCACGUGUAACAGCCACUAGCGACUAUCCUGGCGGUGCCCCACCACUUGGCAAUCAUAGUGGUGCACCAGCUCCAACAGGCUUUCAAAACCUAGAAGAGGCACACAUUGCCUACUAAAUAGCAUUUUGUGUUUUUUGUGUGCUUUCAAACAUGUGUACAUCAUAUUAUGUGCUAAUUAUGAUUUCCGCUGAUUUGUAUUUCAUAAAAAUAAACUUUCUUAACAACCCUGAAUGACAAAUAUGUGGUAGAACAUCCAAUGUAUUUUAUGUUCAACUGUAAAACAUAAUGAACUAAUUAUUGGUAAAAAAUCCUCUAAGGUUCUGCUAAGUGAAGAUUGUGAAAUCUAGUUAUUCUUUUUCUUUCAAAAUUUAGGAAUUAAGCAGUGUCUACAAAUGGUUUAUGGAAGGAUUCUGAAACAUGUGCCCCUCAUCAUUUUACUUAUUAGAUUUUUGAACUAUAAUGAUUGCAUUGUGGACAUAUUAUCAUGUAGAUACUUAAAAUGUCUAGAUUUUCAAUUGAUUUUAAUUUUUGCGAAAGAGUCUUUAAACAUAACAUAAACGGUUUCUAAUUUUAAGUAGAAAUUCAUAGAAUGGGCAAAUCACCAUUGUUCCUCAUCAAUUUUCUCCUAAAAGACAGAGUUCUAUAAAUAUAUAGUUUCUUUUUAAUAAAAAUAGGAUGCUAUAAAUUUAAAAUUAAUUAAAUCAAUUCAUUUUAUCAGACAAAGCUGUAGAAAUGUACCAAAUAGCAUUUUCGAAUUUCCUUUUGCAAAUAAAUAUUUUCCAAACACAUAUUUUUAAUUAUUAUUUGAUUUAUGGAAACCAGUAAAACUAAAGAUCUUGUUUCUGAGAUACUUAAGGCAAGAAUAGAUCCCCCUGACUCCAACCACUUAAGAAAUUGGAAAAUUAAGACUUAUAUUGCUAUAGCAGGGAAUAUUUUCUUUCAUUUGUGAAUCGAUCUUGGACUGUAAAUGUUUUCAUCCAAUAAAGCUAAUUAUAUACACAUUUUUAAAGUCUUAGUAAAUAAUUUUCCCCGUUUCCCC
Messenger RNA from Lymnaea stagnalis (great pond snail), 5159 nucleotides. NCBI's taxonomy places the organism in Eukaryota, Metazoa, Mollusca, Gastropoda, Lymnaeidae. The record is from the annotation of a GenBank genome assembly.